Molecule: messenger RNA, 978 nt
Organism: Chlorella variabilis
Lineage: Eukaryota; Viridiplantae; Chlorophyta; Trebouxiophyceae; Chlorellales; Chlorellaceae
Exons: 6
Coding region: 1-978 (325 amino acids)
Cellular component (GO): cytoplasm
Molecular function (GO): guanyl-nucleotide exchange factor activity
Source: RefSeq, a predicted model, not a curated record
AUGCGAGCGCCGGUGCUGGGCAGUGCCCUGGUCGCCCUGACGCUGGCGGCAGCCGCAAGCGCGGAGCCCGGCGGGGCGGCCAUCUGCUGGGGCCUUGGCAACGCCGGGCAGCUGGGCGACGGGCGGAGCGGCGACACCGCCGGCGGCCACUUCUCUCCAGUGCCUGUCCAGGUGCUGGCACCCGCCGGCGGCGUAGCGCUUCAAUUCGACACGCUGUCUGCAGGCGGCAUGCACGUCUGCGGCCUGGCAGCCGGGCGGCCGUUUUGCUGGGGGAGUAAUGGGUAUGGCCAGCUGGGAGUUCCGAAAUAUUAUAGCGGGAUGAGCGCAGCCCCUGUGCCGGUGACGACCGAUGGCUUGGGCGGCGGCGCUGCGCCUGUGCCGCGCAUCGCUGCGGGCAGCUUUCACUCGUGCCUGCUGGACGCCGAGGGUGCUGCCUACUGCUUUGGUCACAACUAUGGAAGCAUGCUGGGCACCAGAAUCCCUGGCGAGGAUCAGAAUGAGGCCUCAGGCAGUUUUGAGGUUGCCACCCCCUCCAGAGUGCUGAGCAGCCCCUCGUUUGCGGACAUCAGCGGCGGACUGGUGGACUACACCUGCGCGCUCACCGAGGAGGGAGCAGCCUACUGCUGGGGCACGGGGGAGUAUGGACAGCUGGGGGAUGGGAGGAACGGCACCGGGCACGCGUCCUGGGAGCCUGUGGCGGUGCUGGGCGGGCACCGCUUUGUGGCGCUCGAUGCAGGCUCAACACACGGUGUUGUGUGUGCUGUGGACGAUGGCGGCCAGGUGUGGUGCUGGGGCACCGGAUCGACCGGCGAGCUGGGCGAUGGCCGCUGCAACUUUGAAGAUUUCUACGAGGAGCGGGCCGCCAGGUGCAGCGACAGCGCGCACCUGUCCAACACACCCACGGCGGUGGUGGGCAACCACCGCUGCCAGACUGUGACGGCGGGCUAUGCCAUGCACAAGACCGGGAGGCAAAAGUGA